AUGUUGUUCAUCCUUUUCUUACUACGUUUCACAUUUGCAUCAAACAUAGCUGCUUAUUGGGGCCAAAAUGCCGGCGGAAACCAACAAAGUUUGGGUGAUUAUUGUUCCCUGUCGCCAGCAGACAUCAUUAUAUUGUCAUUUUUGAACGACUUUCCCUCCCUCAGCUUGAACUUUGCUAAUCAAUGCUCACAAACCUUUGGUAGUGGUCUUUUACAUUGUUCUCAAAUUGGCCAGGAUAUCAAAUCAUGCCAAAAUCAAGGCAAAACCAUUCUCCUUUCAUUGGGAGGUGCUACAGGCAACUAUGGCUUUUCAAGUGACUCUGAAGCUGAAACUUUUGCGGGCACUUUGUGGAACAAGUUUGGUGGUGGUCAAGACAAUGAGCGACCAUUUGAUGAUGCUGUGGUUGAUGGUUUCGACUUUGAUAUUGAGAACAAGGAUCAAACGGGGUACCCUGCAUUGGCAAAACAAUUGCAAUCAUACUUUGCAUCCAGCUCGAAAAAAUUUUACCUUUCUGCUGCCCCUCAAUGUCCUUACCCUGAUGAGUCAGUUGGCGACUUGAUGUCUCAGGUUGAUUUGGAUUUCGCUUUCAUUCAAUUCUACAACAACUAUUGCUCUAUUGAUAAGCAAUUCAACUGGGAUACGUGGAGGGAUUACGCAAGUGGGAAAAAUAUUAAAUUGUACUUGGGUAUUGCUGGAUCGCCAUCAUCAGCGGGAUCUGGAUACGUGGACUUGUCAUCAGUGCAAAAUGUAUUAUCAACCAUCAAGAAUGAUGCAUCAUUUGGUGGAGUGUCCAUUUGGGACAUCUCCUCAGUGCCGGAACAGUACAUGGAGGGAAUAAGUGAAGCAUUGCAAGGGUCGGUAUCAUCACCAUCCACCAACUCGGCAAGUGGUAGUUUUACCACAUCUGGAUAUACUACUGUCACUGGCGAAGCAUCUGCAUCGACGGCAAUUACAACUCCUACCACUACCACUGCCACCACCGCCACCACUUCCAAUGCAUUCUUGAACUGGAUUAAUGGAUUCUUUGUGCAACUGACACAAGCUACAACUUCUGAUAUAGCCACUUCUGCGGUGGCCACUUCAGCAGUAGCUACUCCUCCGACAACCACUUCACAAACAGCUCCUACAACCACCAACUGGCUUGGUGGUCUCUUUGCUUCUGAAGUCACCACAUACGUUACGAUAACAACUACAGUGGCCCCCUCGAUAUUCAAAAGAGACAUCAUUGUUGAUUCUGAAGCCACCAACUUUCACCCUGGAUACCUUAUUAUUGUCACAUUUAUUUCUAUACUCUUUUUCAUCUAG
Lodderomyces parapsilosis is the source of this 1305-nucleotide messenger RNA. It is a transcript of the gene CHT1, whose product is annotated as Cht1p. The transcript has a single exon. Lineage: Eukaryota; Fungi; Ascomycota; Pichiomycetes; Serinales; Debaryomycetaceae. Bases 1 to 1305 code for a protein of 434 amino acids. Gene Ontology annotation, molecular function: chitinase activity. Gene Ontology annotation, cellular component: extracellular region. Gene Ontology annotation, biological process: carbohydrate metabolic process. The record is from RefSeq and is a predicted model, not a curated record.